Molecule: messenger RNA, 498 nt
Organism: Cynocephalus volans (Philippine flying lemur)
Lineage: Eukaryota; Metazoa; Chordata; Mammalia; Dermoptera; Cynocephalidae
Gene: FERD3L
Product: Fer3 like bHLH transcription factor
Exons: 1
Coding region: 1-498 (165 amino acids)
Biological process (GO): developmental process; regulation of transcription by RNA polymerase II
Molecular function (GO): DNA-binding transcription factor activity, RNA polymerase II-specific; protein dimerization activity; RNA polymerase II transcription regulatory region sequence-specific DNA binding
Source: RefSeq, a predicted model, not a curated record
AUGGCAGCCUAUCCGGAGAGCUGCGUGGACGCCACCGUGCUGGACUUCGUCGCAGACCUGUCUCUGGCCUCCCCGAGACACCCUCUCCUCUGCGACUUGGCACCCGGGGUCCCCUUUGGGAACCGAGCCCUUGCGCUCAGAGAGGGCAGAGCCGGGAGGCUGGCGCGGUGUGACGAGGGGGACCCAGAAGAAGAGGAUGGCGAAAUAGAGGGAGGGGACGAGGAGGAGGGGGAAGAGGAGCGCGGGAAAGGCGUCUCCCUCCUGGGCCGCCCCAAGAGGAAAAGAGUGAUCACCCACGCCCAGCGCCAGGCCGCCAACAUCCGCGAGAGGAAGAGGAUGUUUAACCUCAACGAGGCCUUCGACCAGCUGCGGAGGAAGGUGCCCACUUUCGCUUACGAGAAGAGGCUGUCCCGGAUCGAGACCCUACGCCUGGCCAUCGUCUACAUCUCCUUCAUGACGGAGCUCUUGGAGAGCUGCGACAAGAAGGAAACCGGCUGA